AUGGACUCGACAAUGGAAGGAGGCUGUGGUAUGAUGAUGGUGUUCCAUGCGGGAGUCGUCCAAGAAAUUCUUUUCAAAGGAUGGAAGACAUCCAACGCGCUGGAGAUAUUCGGCUCUGCCGUUGCCAUUUUCGUGGCGGGCGUGCUAUAUGAAGGCUUCAAGUAUUACAGGGAAACACUUUUUGAGUCCGCUGCCAUGGCGGCAACCGCUGACUCACAAGUCAACAUCGCCAAGAACGAAAAUGGAACGAGAUCCUGUCACACAAAACGGAGCCCUGUAUAUACGAUGUUUUCAAGUGGCCACAUUUACCAGACCGUCCUGUAUUUUAUACAAGCCUGGGUGUCAUAUAUCCUCAUGUUGGUAUUCAUGACGUAUAAUGUUUGGCUGUGUCUUGGGUUGGCGCUCGGUUUGGCGGUCGGCUAUUUCCUCUUUGGUUGGCGCAAAACUACCGCCAUAGACAAUAGCGAGUGUUGCAUGUAA
Molecule: messenger RNA, 480 nt
Organism: Pieris macdunnoughi
Lineage: Eukaryota; Metazoa; Arthropoda; Insecta; Lepidoptera; Pieridae
Source: the annotation of a GenBank genome assembly